CUGCUUCCUCUUUUGUUUCAUACAUUCAGUAAAACAGACCGAGUCCAUAGCAGCCAAGCUAGGAGGAAGCAGCAGCUUCAGCUCAGCUCUCUCUCUUUCCAAGGCUGCUCCUACGGCCAAGGCUAAGCAUCAGCCUCCAGCCAGUUAUCCCUGCACUGAUACUGUUACAAUUCUCCGUUCCAAACACCACGUUCUACGUUCUCAAUAUUAAACAGCUUCUGUUUGUCCACGAAGCGGAUACCCUUUACUCCCAAGAAAGCAGGGGGUGUAAGUUGGGAUGUGUGGCCGUUGAGGGCUGCUGCUGUCAUUGCUUUGCCCACUCUGGAAACUGGUUUCCUCCCCCACUUUCUCUCCUAUGCCUGCAGGGAGUGGCUGAUCACAGAGCUAAGGCAGACUGCAGGGCAGGGCUGAUGCUAGGAUCCCUCUUCUAAAGUGGUGGCGGUGGGCGCUGGCAUGCCAAGAGAUCUCUAAAUAUGGAAGGUGGUCUCCACUGCAGAGAAGCCUGACAAACCCUAACUGUUUGUGAGCUGGACUGAGACCGAUUGCGUUUAUUGCUGUAACAAUGCUGAAACCAAGUGGACUUAAAAUCCCAGGGAGGGGAGCGAAGCACUCCAGUCCGGUCGGCAGGUCUUCUGCAGGAGCAAGUGUUACAGGUGGCACCAGCUCCAAGGAAGGUUCUCCCCUCAAACAGGGUUCCACCUCAUCAGCUGGUCCUGAAAAAUCAAGCUCAAAGAUCACUGAAGUAGGGGAUGAGUUCCUAGGAGACUUUGUAAUUGGUGAGCGUGUAUGGGUCAAUGGAGUUAAGUCUGGAGUCGUACAAUACUUGGGAGAAACCCAGUUUGCCCCAGGGCAAUGGGCAGGAGUUGUUCUCGAUGACCUUGUAGGAAAAAAUGAUGGGUCUGUAAGUGGAGUUCGCUAUUUUGAAUGCCAACCGUUACAAGGGAUUUUUACACGGCCUUCUAAGUUAACUCGACAGCCUGUAGCAGAUGGUACUGGAAGUGACUCUCAUUCUGUGGAAUCCUUGACAACUCAGAACUUAUCCCUGCAUUCUGGAACUGCCACACCACCCCUGACUACCCGUAUUGUGCCUUUGCGGGAAAGUGUGCUCAACAGCGCCAUUAAGACAGGAAAUGAGUCAGGAUCAAAUCUCUCAGACAGUGGGUCAGUUAAAAAGGGAGACAAGGAUCUACGGACUGGAGAUCGUGUUUUGGUGGGCGGCACAAAGACAGGAGUGGUUCGCUAUGUUGGAGAAACAGAUUUUGCAAAGGGAGAAUGGUGUGGAGUUGAGCUGGAUGAGCCUUUGGGCAAGAACGAUGGUGCAGUGGCAGGAACCAGGUAUUUUCAGUGUCCACCAAAAUUUGGGCUAUUUGCCCCCAUUCACAAAGUCAUCCGCAUUGGGUUCCCAUCCACAAGCCCUGCAAAAGCCAAGAAAAGUAAGAGAAUGGCAAUGGGAGUGUCAGCAUUAACACACAGCCCCAGCAGUUCCUCCAUCAGUUCUGUGAGCUCUGUGGCAUCUUCUGUUGGUGGAAGGCCCAGCAGGAGUGGCCUGCUCACAGAAACCUCAUCUCGGUACGCACGAAAGAUUUCAGGAACUACAGCCUUGCAAGAAGCUUUAAAGGAAAAGCAGCAGCAUAUUGAGCAACUGUUGGCAGAGAGAGACCUGGAGCGAGCUGAAGUGGCCAAAGCCACCAGCCACAUUUGUGAAGUGGAGAAGGAGCUCACACACCUGAAAACUCAACAUGAGCAGUAUAUUACAGAGGCAGAGAGCAAUCUCCAGCGUGCUCGAGCACUGGUGGAAACAACACAGAAAGAGAAAAUUGAACUACUCAAUCAACUAGAAGAAGAGAAAAGGAGAGUUGAAGAUCUCCAGUUCAGAGUGGAAGAGGAGUCUAUCACAAAGGGAGACCUUGAGACUCAGACGCAGUUGGAGCAUGCCCGAAUUCGGGAGCUCGAGCAGAAUCUACUGUUUGAGAAGUCAAAAACUGCAAAGCUUCUCAAAGAAUUAGAGGACAAGAGGCUUACAACUGUAGCAGAGCAGUCUAGGAUCAAUCAGUUGGAAGAGGAACUUAACCUUCGACGUAAUGAGAUUGAGGACCUACAGCACUGCUUGUUGAACUCAAGUCAAACAGAUAUUCCUGAGCACAAUCUUGGUUUGCAAUCUGAGGCCUUGCGUCUACGUGAUAAACUGUUGUCAGCCAGCAAAGAGCACCUAAAAGAGAGCAGUCAACAGAGAGACAAGUACGAAAAAAACAUGAAACGAUAUCAGCAAGAAGUUGAAAAGCUGAAAAGCUUGAAUGAGAAACAUGUCCAGGAGAUUUCAGAUUUGAGGAAAAAACUUGAGCAAGCUACAAAUGAGAAUAUGGGAAUGAUGGACAGUUGGAAAUCUAAAUUGGACACCUUAGUCUCUGAUCAUCAGAAAUCUUUGCAAGACUUGAAGGGGUCCUUGGUUACUAGUCCUGACACUCAAUGCAAAGAACUUGUAGAGCUCAAAGCCAACAUAGAAAGUCUAAAAAUGGAACAUCAACUUGAGUUUGAGAACUUGAAAGCCAAGCACGAGAUUGAAUUAGCAGUCCAUAUUAAGGAGAAAGAGAAUCUAAAAUCAAAAAUGCAAGAGAUUAAAGAGGAAGUUGAAGAAGGCAAUGAUAACUGGAAAACACAGCUAGAAUCAAAAACCAAUCAGCACCUCAAAGAACUCCAGGAUGUUAAAGAUAAAUACCGGGAAGCAGAAGUACGAGUGCAUGAACUUGAAAAGCUACACAUUGAAUACAAUGACCAGACACAAUCCAUUGCCUUCUUAAAAGAACAGAUCUCAACUGCAGAAAAUAAAAUGCAGGAUUAUGAUACCCUUCAGAAAGCAGAUAUACGAAAUAAGCAGGAGAUCCAAAAAUUACAGGAAAAAAUACUGGUAUUGGAAAACAAGUUGCAGUCCAUGGAGGAUCUUCAUUCUUCUCAAAAUGCAAAUAUGAUAGAAACCAAUGAUAUUUCUGAAGAAAAAAUAAAAAUGAAAAAUGCACUAGAAGAUUUGCAGUUGAAGCUCACCAAACGAGAUAAAGAAGUUUCAUCCAUGUCUUCCCACAUUGAAGGGCUUAGGGCUCAAGUAACCGCUCUAGAAAACAAAUGCCGGUCUGGAGACAAAAAAGUAGAUUCUUUAGUGAAGGACAAUAAAAAACUGGAAGCGGAGCUAGAAGCUUUCUCUAGAAAAUCUCAUGAUUCUUCUGGGCAGUUUGUCAUUAUCAGCCAUGAUUUACUGAAGAAAGAGCGGAGUCUUAAUGAAUUGAGAGCACUGCUCCUGGAAGCCAAUCGACAUUCGCCUGGUCCAGAAAAAGACUUGAGCCGAGAGGUUCAUAAGACAGACUGGAGAUCUAAAGAACAGAAAUUAAAAGACGAAAUAAAAGUAUUAAGAGAAAAACUAAUGGUUUUGGAUAAAGAAAAAGCUGUAUCAGAUCAAAGGCGAUAUUCAUUAAUAGACCCUUCCACUGAGUCAGAAGUUCUACGGUUACAGCACCGUCUGGUCAGCACUGAAGAUGCCCUCCGUGUUGCUCUGGAUCAGGGUCAUCAAAUGGAAAAACUAAUGGAGGCCAUGAGAAACAGUACAGAGAGGUCACAGGUGACUGGUAACUCAGGUUCAGCCAAUGGGAUUCAUCAACAAGAUAUAACGCAUAAACAAGAGGAAAAUCAUUGAUAUCCAUCAAGAGCACAGCAUAAUAUAUGUACUUUUGGCAUGUAUGGAUGGAAACCUUCUAGUAUGGCUGCCGUAACAGAAAGAGUUUAUAUAGUAUUUUGGUUUGAAAGACAUUGUUGAUCAUGUAAUACUAGAUAUUCUGAGGACAAUCAUUUGGAGUGCACCACUCAUGACUCUAAACUCAUGAGGUACCAAGAAAUGAAACAUUGGACAAAAGAUCAUGCAUUUUCCAAUUCUAGAAUUAAUCUUGCAUUAACCUUGACAUGCUGGACCAAGUCACUCUACCCAUACGUAUUGUAUAAUCCGGACAUGAUCUCAUUACAAACAUCUCAAAAUGACCCAGUUAUUCUACCUGUUAUCUAGCCUUCUAACAUUUUGAAGGCUGAAUGCAUUCAAUAUUUUUUUGUAGCUGAAAUGCAGGAAAAAAAAUAAAAAAACAAAAAAACAAUGACCAAUAACAAGCCUGCUCAAAGGAUGAAUGUACACAAAAAGUAAAACUACCAGGUUACAUUUAAAAAGUGCAGGAGAAUAGGUGAUAAGAGGUGUUGUCCUCUUGCACUUUAAGAUAUUUCAUAAAUGGAACUGCAUUACAAAUCAAGGGCCCCAAUUCAUUCUGAAAAAAUACCUUCUGCCAUUGCAAAGCAACGUUUAAUUACAGGAACGGUACACGUGCGUCUUUAUUUUAUUGUAAAUGACUUAUAUUAUUGUUAUAAUGUCAGUUGUUCAAACUAUAAGCUAAACAAUGUUCUCUUUUUUUUUUUUGUACGUUACAAGAUAAAGUACAUUUUAUUAUUUUGCAAAUAAGCAAAUAUGGUCAGUUAUCUCAGUGAUGCCUAACACCUGGUUCUUGUAUAAUUGUUUUUUUUUUCCUAAACACUGCAAAACAUUCUUCACAUUAAUCACUGAGUCUUUAUGUAGCCCAAACAGUUGAUGUAUGUCUUUGCUGUUCAAUAUGAUUCUUCUUUUUUUUUUUUUACACAUAGCUUACAGAUAAGUGUAUUUCAUUUUAAAAACUCUAAACACUUUAGAUUUUAAACACAAACAUAUAAACUUUGCUUUUUUAUUGUUGUUAUUUUUUUCUAGUGUAAAGCAUUAUUUAUCUAAUUUAACUUAACGCAUCAAUAUAUUUUAGGGUUGGAGCUGGAUUCUCUUAGGUGCUUCAAACAUAAAAUAAAACUAAUUAUUUUUAAUAAAAAUAAGAAUGUAACUUGUCUUUUGGAGAAGCAGGAUUAUAAAGAUUACAGUAAAUUCAUACUAUAGCUUACAUUAGAGCAAUUGCUGUAUUUGAAUUCCAUAAUGACUACACAGAUUAAUUGGGAUUCUAAGUAAGAGAUUGAAUAACUAGUUGCAUCAAAUCAUUUUCAUUUGACAUUAAAAUGUUUCUAGGCAGACCUCUAUAUAACUGUGGGCUAGAUAUUUGUAUAUGUCUAGAACAGAAAUGUACCUGUCUACAGAUUCUGGAAUUUGAAUGUGUUAGUCCCACAGCAAUGGCUAAUUAUUUGGGCAAGUCAUCCCGUAGAGCUGUGACAGGCAAUCUUUAUAUUACUACUCUGUGAUACUGCUUUCUCCAAAGAAAUAGGUGUUGCAUAUUCUUUGUUGUAAAAUAAUACGUAUUUAGGCAAAUUAUCCUUUAAUUGCAGUGCAGUUAAUUAUAUGCUAAUUACCCAAUAAAACUUGAACUGACUGCACGUUAGGGAAAACAGGUUAUUGUAUCUAAACCACAAAAUGGAUCAAGUAGCA
Pelobates fuscus (common spadefoot toad) is the source of this 5422-nucleotide messenger RNA. RefSeq names its product CAP-Gly domain containing linker protein 2 (gene CLIP2). The record is from RefSeq and is a predicted model, not a curated record. Gene Ontology annotation, biological process: cytoplasmic microtubule organization. Bases 563 to 3682 code for a protein of 1039 amino acids. Lineage: Eukaryota; Metazoa; Chordata; Amphibia; Anura; Pelobatidae. Gene Ontology annotation, cellular component: microtubule plus-end; cell cortex; nucleus. Gene Ontology annotation, molecular function: microtubule plus-end binding. The transcript is spliced from 17 exons.